GAGAGACGCGUUUCACCGUGGGAGCAGAGUGGAGUGGUGAGGGUGAGAAGUGGCGUGGUCAGGUGGUCGGGCGUCGCGUUCGGGGUUGCGUCCUGCCGGUUAUAAUCAUAGUCGAAUAAAAUAGUAAAUUAUUUGCAAUGUCAGAAGCAUCGGAAUCAGAGUCGGAGUACAAUUCGUCCGACGAGGAGCUACAGGAGGCCCUCGCGAAGGGAUUACUGAAACCGGGGCUCAACGUUGCGGUCGAGAGUGGCAAGCAGUCCAAGAAUUGCGUCAGUCUCAUGAAGCAAAAAUUGGACGAGAUGAAGCUGGACUUGCCGUGGAUCGAGAGGCUGGACAUGGUAAACGCCCCCGCACCGUUAGCACCGGAAUUGGCGCUUCAAAUGCAGGAGCAGGAAGUAAGGCGGGCCAAGCAGUUGCAGGGAAAUAAAAAGUUACCUCAGUACAAGCCGUCCGAGGAUCCCGUCCUGAAUGACUUUCGUAGAGAGAACAUGUUCCACCGUCAGGCUCAGGGUGCCGUUAUGGAUGGCAUGAAUAGAUUAAAGAAGCUCGGCGUACCAAUGUCGAGGCCGGACGAUUACUUCGCCGAGAUGGCCAAGUCCGACGAGCACAUGCAGAAGGUGCGGGAGAACCUGAUGAAGAAGCAGGUGAUAGCGCAAAGAUCGGAAAAGGUGAGGCAGCUGAGGCAGCAGAGGAAGGUUGCGAAGCAAAUGCAAGUCGAGGCGACACUAAAGAAACACGCGGAGAAGAGAAAAUUUAUGGAGGAGGUUAAAAAGUAUCGCAAGGGUGUACGGAAGGAUCUCGAUUUCUUGGACGACAAGAAGAAACCACAAGGUAGACAGCCGCUGAAUCGCCGAACGAAUCCGAAGGCGCAAUUAAAGAUGAAAAUGAAAAAUGCCAAAUAUGGUUAUGGAGGUAAAAAGCGCGGCAGCAAAUGGAACACGAAGAGCAGUUCGGCCGACGUUUCCGAGUACAGACGGCCACCGAAACCGGGUGAAGGCAGAAAAGGAAAAGGUGGAAAGGGAAAGCAAAGAUUAGGCAAGAAUCGUAGAAUGCAAAUGAAAACAAAGAGGAAGUCGUAAAGGCUGUAAGUAUCGCCAGGGAUAAUAAUCAUAUAUUGUAUAUCACGUUAUAUGAUUAUUAUUACGUUUUUUU
Molecule: messenger RNA, 1152 nt
Organism: Wasmannia auropunctata (little fire ant)
Lineage: Eukaryota; Metazoa; Arthropoda; Insecta; Hymenoptera; Formicidae
Product: probable rRNA-processing protein EBP2 homolog
Exons: 3
Coding region: 138-1079 (313 amino acids)
Biological process (GO): rRNA processing; ribosomal large subunit biogenesis
Cellular component (GO): nucleolus; nuclear periphery; preribosome, large subunit precursor
Source: RefSeq, a predicted model, not a curated record